AGCGGCCCGAGGCUCCGGACAGCUGAUCGUAGCGAGCAUGCCCGCGCCGCGCCCGGCCUCCCGCCGCCUCCGUCGCUCUGAGAGGACGCUAUCGCCGUCGCAAUCACCGCCCAUCAGGCCUACGCCUCCGCGCGCCCCGCCCCGCGUUCCUCCGCUCUCCGCGCCCUGCGCCGCCCCGCGCUCGCGAGUGUCCGCGUAGUCGCCGCCAGCAGAGUGAGUGAGUGCUUCCGCCGAGUGCCCGUCGUCGCGUCACUUCGCCGCCGAAGUUCGUCGUUCGUGCCCAGUGCGUUCGGCGCUCGUGUGCGCCGCGCGGUGUCGACGGAGCGCGGCCGAGUGUCAGGGUUCGCGCGGGCGAGGGCGCGAGCGCGGACGAGGGCCGGCCGGCACGCAGCCGGCGCCGGCGCCAUGUCCACCGGCAAGCGGCUCGCCAAACGCUCCAUCAUCGGGACGCGCGUGUGCGCUCCCGCCGAGGACGGAAAGUUCUACUCGGGCGUCAUCCAGAGCGUCAAGUCGCCCGCGGAGGGCGGCGACGCCGACACGCGCUACUCGGUGCGCUUCGACGCGCCCAUCCCCGCGCGCGAGUUUACGGACCAGCAGCUCAUCGGGCCGGGCUUCCAGACAGUGGUGUCGGGCAUCCGCCGCCUCGUCGCCGGCCAGCGCGUCUACCUCACCUACAACGGCCGCGAGGUGUCGGGCGAAGUGUCAGCCCACGACCCCGAGGCCGACGACGUGCGCGUGUGCAUCCAGCCGCCGGGCCAAGAGGUAAGAAGCGAUGCAGUUUCAACACGUGGCACUGACAUCUGGGCGCCGCUGGAGCUGCGCAAGCGCCUGGACGAGCUGCGGCUGCUGGAGUCGCGCAAGUCGGCGCGCCUCAUGGACCAGGACACGGACUUCGCGCGCCUCGCCGACAUGGCGGGCGACCGCAAGCGCCCGGCGCCCUCGCACUCCAUCGACGUGCCCACCGUGCACGGGUCCCGCAAGCGGCGGCCCAGCUCGUCCCACGACGACCCCGGCAUCGGCGGCCUGGGCCUGGACUUCAUGGACGAGUGCACGGCGGCGCUGGUGCUCAUGAGCCUCUCCUGCUCACCUCACUCGCCGCACCUCAACGGGUGGUCGUCGUCGUCGUCGGACGCGGCGCGGCGCGGCCUGUCGCCCAGCCCCAGCGCCAGCGACGGCGGCAGCGGCGCCAGCGCCAGCGGCAGCGGCGGCUCCUGGCGCUCCGCCACGCCCUCCCCGCCGCUCAGCGACGGCAGCUCGCAGGGCACGAGCGCCUUCUGGGCGGCGCUGGCCGCCGACGAGGGCAUCGGCCUCGACGACGACGAGCUGCCGCGCAAGCGCAAGACUCUCAUUCUCCUUUUUCCUUAUCGGUUUUCCUUAACUGCUUUGAAUGUUUCGUGA
Messenger RNA from Gryllus bimaculatus (two-spotted cricket), 1398 nucleotides. NCBI's taxonomy places the organism in Eukaryota, Metazoa, Arthropoda, Insecta, Orthoptera, Gryllidae. The record is from the annotation of a GenBank genome assembly.